UCUUUGCCACCCUUCUUCCAGAUCAUUUACAAAUAUGUUAAAUAGCACUGGUCUCAGUACAGAGCCUUGGGGACACCGCUAUUUACCUUUCUCCACUGUGAAAACUGACCAUUUGUUCCUACCCCUUUGUUUCCUAUCUUUAACCAGCUAUUUAUCCAUGAGAGUACUUUCCCUCUUAUCCCAUGACUGCCUACCUUGUUUAAGCACCUUUGAUGAGGGACCUUGUCAAACGCUUUCUGAAAGUCCAAGUAGACUAUAUCCACUGGUUCACCCUGGUCCAUGUUUGUCUGACACCCUCAAAGAUUUCUAACAGAUCGAUGAGGCAUAAUUUCCAUUUGUAUAAGCUGUGUUGACUCUUCCACAACAUAUCAUGUUCAUCUACAUGUCUGAUAAUUUUGUUCUUUAUUAUAGUUUCAACCAAUUUGUCUGGUACUGAAGUCAGGCUUACUGGCCUGUAAUUGCCAGAAUUGCUUCUGGACCCUUUUUUAAAAAUUGGCGUUACAUUAGCUGUCCGCCAGUCAUCUGGUCCAGAGACUGAUUUAAGUGACAGGUUACAUACCACAGUUAGUAGUUCUGCAAUUUCAUAUGUGAGUUCCUUCAGAACUCUUGGGUGAAUACCAUGUAGUCCUAGUGACUUACUACUGGAUCACUUGAUGAUUAUCUGUUCUGUUCAUUCCCUCUGGGGCACCUGGCAUUGACCACUGUCGGUAGACAGUGAGAUAGAUAGACUUUGGUCUGACCCAGUAGGGCCGUAAUUUAUCAAUGUGUUCCAAAGCCUCCUCUAUUGACACUUCAGUCUGGGACAGUUCCUCAGAUCUGUCACCUAAAAAGAAUGGAUCAGAUAUGGAAUUCUCCCACUCAUCCUCUCCAGUGAAGACUGAUGCUAAGAAUUCAUUUAGCUUCUCUGCAACUGCCUUGUUUUCCUUGAUUGCUCCUUUAGCACCUCGAUUGUUCAGUGGCCCCACUGAUUGUCUGGCAGGCUUCCUGAUUCUGAUGUACUUAAAAAUAUUUUGCAACUAGUUUUUGUGUCUUUUGCUAGUUGCUCUUCAAAUUCUUUCUUGGCCUGGCUAAUUAUACUUCUACACUUGACUUGCCAGAGUUUAAAUUCCUUUUGGUUUUCCUCAGUAGGAUCUGACUUCCAGUUUUUCAAAGAUGUCUUUUUGUCUCUGACCACCCCUUUUAGGCCCCGUCUACACUUUGUGCUCAGUAAAGCAGCUUUGAGUGCUGUAACUCCCGUGGUUACACACUGCCAAGCCACUUAGCGCGCAGAAACUGCGCAGAUGCAGCACUCUAAAAAAACCACCCUGACGAGAGGUGUAGAGCUUUCUGCGCUGGGGCUACAGCCCUGCAGUGCCAGUGCAGACAUCAUGGCGAUUACAGAGCUGCGACUGGCCUCUGGGAGGUGUCCCACAAUGCCUGUUCUCACCUCUCUGGCCAUCGGUUUGAACUCUACUGCCCUGCCCUCAGGGGACCAAACGGCAGCCCCACCCCGUGCAUUCCUUUGCAGAUUUGAAAGUCCCCUUCCUGUUUGCUCCGUGACACAUGCAGUGGUCUCAACACAUCUUUCCAGGUGGCCAUGCCUGCUCCACAUGCCAGGCGAUCUCCCGCUUGGAGCAAUGCCGAGCUGCUGGAUCUCAUCAGCAUUUGGGGAGAGGAGGCUGUGCAGUCCCAGCUGUGCUCCAGCCGUAGGAAUGAUGAUACCUACGGACAGAUGUUACGAUGCAUGAGAGAAAGGGGCCAUGACCGGGACACACUGCAGUGCAGGGUCAAAGUGAAGGUGCUGCGGAACGCCUACCACAAGGCGUGGGAGGCAAACCGCCACUCUGGUGCUGCGCCCAUGAGCUGCCGGUUCUACAAAGAGCUGGACGUGAUACUCAGUGGUGACCCCACCUCCACUGCGAAGGUCCCUGUGGAUGCUUCGGUGGCUUCGUUGUCAGUCGAGAGUGGACCGAGCCAGGAGGAGGCAAUCUUGGAUGAGGAUGUGAAGCGGGAACCAGACGUAGAGGACAUCUCGGCGGCCAGAGAUGCAUGCAGCCAGCAGCUCUUUUCUACCCCGGAGGAGGCUAGCCAGUCACAGCAGUCGGAUCUUGGCAAAGUGCAAACAGGAGAGGAGGCCCCUGAGAUGACCUUGGGAGGCCAGCCUCCCUUACUGGCAGCAGAACGGUUGUGAAGAAUUAGAAAGCGUCCAAGAAGAACUAAGGAGGACUUUUUGCGUGAGGUUAUGAUGCACUCCGCUGCCGAGAAAAAGGAAUUGAAGGCAGGACAGCGAGAAGAGGGAACGAAAGGAGAACGCGGCACACCAGAAAGAAGCCACAGAGCGGCUCUUAACAGUUAUGGAACGACAAGUGGACACGCUCCAGGGGAUACUAGCUCUUCAAACCAAGCAGCUCCGCGCCCGCCCUCCCCUGCAGCCGCUGUUACAAAACUCUUUCCCAGGCGCCGUCCUUCCCCCACCAACACACUCUUAUCAACCUCCUGGCUCCAGUCUCUACCUGCAGCAUUCCACUCCUCCCUCCUCCCAGUCCAGCAGUGUGGCCUCCCACUACCCACUGCACUCAACACCCAGCCCUCUGCAGUCUGGCCCUGCUGAAGUACAGCACCCGCUGCAUCAUACUCCAAAGGAGAAGGUUGGGUAUGAUCCCUGGACAUACACAAAUCUGUAGCCGUCCCGGGACCCCUCCUCCUCUUGAGACCUUCCAUUCCCCCAUCCCUCUCCCUGCUGAUGAAUUUUUUCAUUUGACUCUCUCCUCUGAUUGUUGUCUUUCAAUAAAAUAAUUGUGUUUGCUUGA
Malaclemys terrapin pileata is the source of this 2789-nucleotide messenger RNA. Its product is annotated as zinc finger and SCAN domain-containing protein 29-like. The coding region runs from base 1577 to 2170 and encodes 197 amino acids. Lineage: Eukaryota; Metazoa; Chordata; Testudines; Emydidae. Gene Ontology annotation, biological process: positive regulation of DNA-templated transcription. The transcript is spliced from 2 exons. Gene Ontology annotation, cellular component: nuclear body. The record is from RefSeq and is a predicted model, not a curated record.